ACGCCAACCAUCGUCCGCCGCAGUUUAAACGCUCCUAAAAGAAAGUCGAAGUCUCGUGCCUGUGUGCUCUUUCUGCCAUUGAUUUUUUUUUCGAAAGUAGUGCGAAACAAUAACCGUCAAGUCGACUCAAAACCACAACUACAAUCCAGCUAUUGGCCGAGCAGUUGCAACGAGCGAAUCUCAAACCGAUCGAAAUACGGCAGCGACGACGACGACGCCAGCGUUUAUUUAUUAACAAAAACCGAUUACAUUACAACCAAACAACAAACACCAAAGUCCUGGACCACCGGAGCGUGUGUGAGCGAGAGAAAGUGAGCGAGAGUGUAAGGAGCGCCGUGAGUGUGCGCGCGCGUAUUACAAGGAUUAGAAUUUUCACGAGAGAGAGAACUUAGCAAAUUAAUUUACUUUGUUUGGCCGCCAAACAGCAACAAAAAACAACCACCUCCCCAAAAACACAACACUCGCGCUCCAAAUUAAAACAAGUCGUGUCAACCAACUCUAACCACUCGACUCCUCCCGAUCCUACCACCACCCAGUGGACUUUAUGAUGGCAAAUACCGGAGCCGGCGGCGGAGUGGACACACAGGCGCAGCUAAUGCAGAGUGCAGCCGCCGCUGCUGCGGUGGCGGCAACAAAUGCGGCCGCCGCGCCCGUACAGAAUGCAGCCGCCGUGGCCGCCGCCGCCCAGCUGCAGCAGCAACAGGUGCAGCAGGCGAUCCUGCAGGUGCAGCAGCAGCAGACACAACAGGCGGUGGCCGCGGCCGCUGCCGCCGUUACGCAGCAGCUCCAACAGCAGCAGCAGGCCGUUGUGGCCCAACAGGCGGUGGUGCAGCAGCAGCAGCAGCAGCAACAGCAGCAGCAACAACAGCAGCAACAGCAGCAGCAGGCGGCGGCGGUGGUGCAGCAGGCGGCGGUCCAGCAGGCAGUCGUGCCGCAGCCGCAGCAGGCGCAGCCCAACACCAACGGCAAUGCCGGAUCGGGAGCCCAGAAUGGCAGCAACGGCAGCACGGAGACGCGCACAAAUCUGAUUGUAAACUACUUGCCGCAAACGAUGACCGAGGACGAGAUCCGUUCGCUGUUCUCCAGCGUCGGCGAGAUCGAGUCGGUGAAGCUGAUACGCGACAAGUCGCAGGUCUACAUCGAUCCCCUCAAUCCGCAGGCGCCCAGCAAGGGCCAGAGUCUGGGCUACGGAUUCGUCAACUACGUCCGGCCGCAGGACGCCGAGCAGGCCGUCAAUGUGCUCAACGGUCUGCGGCUGCAGAACAAGACUAUCAAGGUGUCGUUCGCCCGGCCGUCGUCGGAUGCCAUCAAGGGCGCCAACCUGUAUGUGUCGGGGCUGCCGAAGACGAUGACCCAGCAGGAACUGGAGGCCAUCUUCGCCCCCUUCGGCGCCAUAAUCACAUCGCGCAUUCUGCAGAACGCCGGCAACGAUACGCAAACCAAGGGCGUUGGCUUCAUUCGGUUCGAUAAGCGGGAGGAGGCCACCAGGGCCAUCAUUGCCCUGAACGGCACCACGCCGUCCAGCUGCACGGACCCCAUUGUGGUGAAGUUCUCGAAUACGCCGGGCAGCACGAGCAAGAUCAUCCAGCCGCAGCUGCCCGCGUUCCUCAAUCCGCAGCUGGUGCGUCGGAUCGGCGGCGCCAUGCACACGCCGGUGAACAAGGGACUGGCCCGGUUCUCGCCAAUGGCCGGCGACAUGCUGGACGUGAUGCUGCCCAACGGACUGGGAGCGGCGGCGGCGGCGGCCACAACGCUGGCCAGCGGCCCGGGCGGUGCGUAUCCCAUAUUCAUUUACAACCUGGCACCGGAAACGGAGGAGGCAGCGCUGUGGCAGCUGUUUGGUCCCUUCGGGGCUGUGCAAUCGGUGAAGAUCGUCAAGGACCCCACAACGAACCAGUGCAAGGGCUACGGCUUCGUCUCCAUGACUAACUACGACGAGGCGGCCAUGGCCAUUCGGGCGCUCAACGGCUACACCAUGGGCAAUCGAGUGCUGCAGGUCAGCUUUAAGACGAACAAGGCCAAGUAGAGCGACCCGAAUGGAAGUGAAAUACGAUGCAGCAGCAGCAGCAGCAGCAGCAGCGCACCCUAAACCAUCUCACCCUGAAUCUAAACAUCCUGACUCACUCACACACACACACAACACACAUAUAUAAAUAUGCAUGGUAUAACGGUAACUAAGCGCAACAAAACAGUAUGUGUAAUACACACGAACAAAGAGAAAACAAGAAAGUAACAGGCGGCAGGAGAAGGAGAAGGAGCUCUCUCAAAAAUGACGACACAACGAAACGGCAAAGGCCCCAAAAUACCCGAAAUACCCAAAAAACGAAACCCUUUUUUAACUACAUGAACAUCCUAAUCCCAAUCCCCAAGUCCCCCCGAUAAACCGCCGGCCAAAAGCGUUGCAAUAGCAAAAUUCUUCUUGUUUAGCAUUUAAGUAAGGCAACAUAACUAAACGAAACAAAAACACAAGAAGGAAAGAAGCUGCCUGGAGCCUGGAGCUGAAGAAGUUGAGGAUUGAGCAUAGGAGGAGGGCAGGGGAGUGAGAGUGAACCAUGAGAUUAUAAGGAAAAAUUGCAAUAUGAACAACACACACUCUGGCAGCUGUGAAAAAAGAGAAAAGGUUAAAGGUUGCCGCAGUCAAAUUAGUCGCAAAGCAAAACAAAGAAAUCAACCAAACACACACAAAACUAAGACAAAUUUAACUUAACUAGCAAAAAAGAAAAUGAGAAAUUUUAAAAAUUUAUUAACAUUAAGUAAAACGCAGCAAUGAAAUCUUCCAAACAAAUGAAAACAAAAAUCUGUUAGUUACACUCCAAACUUUUCUACCAUAAAAAACUUUGAAACUUGAUACUACAAAUUGAAAACAAAAACAGAAUUAAGUAAUUAGAGGAGUUCAGUGUCUAGGAUUUAUAUCUGAUCUGGUGCUUAUAGGACAUCAGUUUUGCUUGAUCUCAGAAGGCGAGGCAAAAGUAUUCGAGAGGCGAUGAUCAAUAUGAUCGCGCAUAUAAUAGAUAUAUAUACAUAACAUGGAGGCUGCUACAGUAUUACAAGAAACAUAAAAACAAAAGCUACAUACUUAAAAAACGAAUGGCGAACAGAGCACGUUUAAUAAUUCUAAAUAUAUAUCCAUAUGUAUAUGCGAUAAUUCUAUAUCUACAUAGAUAUACACUUAAAUAUAGAAAAUUAACGAAUUUUUUUAUGUUUUGUGUUUGUUUUCUACACUUAGAGAACGAAAACCGAUCGGAUCAAGCCAAACUCCUGUCCCUUAAGCACAACACACACACACACACACACAGUGAAAGCUGUAAAAAAAUAUAUAGAGACAUAUAGCAUGAUCGAAAGAAAGUUAGCGAACGGAAAACAAAAG
Messenger RNA from Drosophila ficusphila, 3367 nucleotides. It is a transcript of the gene elav, whose product is annotated as protein elav. Gene Ontology annotation, cellular component: ribonucleoprotein complex. Gene Ontology annotation, molecular function: RNA binding. The transcript is spliced from 3 exons. Lineage: Eukaryota; Metazoa; Arthropoda; Insecta; Diptera; Drosophilidae. Bases 545 to 2026 code for a protein of 493 amino acids. The record is from RefSeq and is a predicted model, not a curated record.